Molecule: messenger RNA, 2809 nt
Organism: Hypanus sabinus (Atlantic stingray)
Lineage: Eukaryota; Metazoa; Chordata; Chondrichthyes; Myliobatiformes; Dasyatidae
Product: prostaglandin E synthase-like
Exons: 3
Coding region: 450-941 (163 amino acids)
Biological process (GO): prostaglandin biosynthetic process
Cellular component (GO): membrane
Molecular function (GO): prostaglandin-E synthase activity
Source: RefSeq, a predicted model, not a curated record
GAACAGUUCAAUGAUGGGGCGACUAAAGUUGAGUCAAGUUAUUGCUCUGGUUAGCAGCGAGGAGAGAGCAUAGUGCGAUUCAGGAGAUUCAGAUUUGGAUACGGUUUCAGUGAAAAUUGUAGGGUGUUGGAGAAAGAACAGCAAUUACAUUCAGAUGUGAGAUCUGUGAUUAUCUAAAGAAGCAAGCUGCUAUGUCACAGCCGUUCCAGCAACAAGCUUUGUUGCAACCAUCCAUUUGAAACUUCCGCUCUGAAUAAUAAUGUCUUGCUUCAGUUGGUGGAGGGUAGAGAAAUUGUACUUUCUGUUCUUCUCCCGGCUUAGCACUAAUAGUUUGUCAUAUCCGCCUAGAACCGAUUACUUACACAAGUCCCAGCAGGUUAGCAGAUUUUUCAUCAUUCAGCGUUAACACCCACCCUCUUCCUCUACUAUAGCUAUAAAUAUGGAAGAAGAUGUCCCUGGAGGCAGAGAGACAACAGCAAUUGUCAGCCAAGAUGAUUCUGAACUUGCAGAAUGAAGCCUUUUGUUCUUACGUUUUCUACUCCGUGCUCCUGCUCCUGAAGAUGUUCGCCGUGGCAAUACUCACGGGGCAGCUCAGGCUUCGCAAAAAGGCUUUUGCCAAUCCCGAAGACUCCUUGAGACACGGAGGCUUGAAGUUUUGCCGGACCGAUGCAAACGUGGAGCGCUGUCGGAGAGCUCACCGUAAUGACAUGGAGUGCAUCUACCCGUUCCUUUUCCUGGGUGUCAUGUACUGCCUGUUGGAACCCAGCCCAACCAUUGCGAGGAUCCACUUCCGCAUUUUCUUCCUGGCCAGGGCGGUCCACAGUGUGGCCUACCUGUUUGCCCUGAAGGCUCCCACCAGGUCACUGGCCUACACCAUCGGACAAAUACCCUGCUUCUCCAUGGCCCUGAAGAUUUUGAUCAACCUUGCCUCCUACUGGUGACAGGCAGGAGCAUGGAGCAUUCCCAGGUGGUGUUCAGCAUGCUACUGGCCAAGAGGAAUGUUUAGGCUCCUUCAGCUCCUCCUUUGAGGUCUGAGUACUUGACUGAUGAGUCAAACACUAAACUCAAAGACCUUUCCAAUGGGUUACAGGACCCACUUCAUGAUUAUACUGGGAGUUUUGUAUGUGAUUGUAUCUUGCAGGCUGGACGUUGAUGCUUUCUAUGUUUCAAUAGAGACCUCAAUUCACAUUUGAUUGUACAACCUAGAAACAGGCCAUUCAGCCCACCAGUCUGCUAGCCAUCAAGUACCCAAGUAGUCCAUUUUCCAGUAAUCAGCUUGCUGUUUCAAGUGUUUAUAUAAGCUUUGAGGGCAUCUCUGCCUUCAUCUCCCCUCAGUUGGAGUGCUCCAGAAUUCAACCACCCACCAGGUGGCAAAGGUUUUCUUCAAGAGUAGUCAGACAGCAUUUUUCCCAAGGUUGAACUGUGUUUAAGGCGAGAGGGGAUAAUUUUAAACAAGUUGUUAGAGGCAAGCUUAUUUACACAGGAUGAGGUGGGUGAUUGGACUGCACUGCUUGGGGUGGUGGUAUAGCCAAAUACAUUGGGGACUUUUAAAAAUUGUAUAGAUAGGCACCUGAAAGCGAGUGAGAAUGGAGGGUAAUGAAAAUUGUGUGGGCAGGAGGGAUUAGUUUAGUUGACCAUUUGGCUAUAUAUUUAUUUGGCUCAGCACAAUAUUGUUCCUAUCCCGUACUGUUCUAUAUUCAUCUUCAAGGUCCUCUCUAUGCCUCCUUGCCCUAAACCAAUUACUUCUGGUGAUAAGGGCCACAGCUCAGGGAAAUAGUCCUCACUAUCCUGUCCAUAACCCUGAUAAAUGUUCAUCCGUCCAACAAAUCCCAACCACCUGUCUCUUCCACCCUGAGGAGGGAAAAAAAACAAACACAACCUAGCCAGUGCAAGUCUAAACGAAGACUGUGGAUGCUGGAGAUCUGGAGCAGAAUCAGAAAAUGCUGGAAAAUACUCAGCAGGUUAGGCUGCAUCUAUGGGAAGAGAAACAGUGUCAAUGUCUUAGAUUGAUCGUGCUGGGUUUUGAUCAAGGUACCCAUCGGCUGCCUCCUCCCAGCCAACCCCGUCUGUCCUCAUAACUGUAACAUUCCAUCCCUGGCAACUUCUACUGGAUCUCCAGUGCAGCUCGUUCUUGGGGUUCUCAGUAGCAAGGAUAUUUUUAUAUAACCUUCUACCUUCAAAAAAUAAGCUCACAUUUUUGCUGUUUUCUCAGAGGUGGAGAAGUUUAAGGAGGGAUUUAUAAUUCUCGGUGAGCAACUAGCUGAAGACGCGGGGCAGUUGAUACAUACUGGGCAACAGGAGAAUAUAAAUAAGUGGAUAUUUAACCCUCCCCCUUUGGUUUCAUUGUUUAUUUUCUUGAUAUGGCUGUCCAACUCAAUGGAGAUCAUGCCCCGUUGUAGCACAGCCCACAGGAACCUGAACUGAGAAUCCCAGAUAAUCUGGAAAAAGAAACAAUGGAGCUGUUGUAGUCAACAACUUCAAUGCUUCCUGAUUCCUAAAGAUAGGAACACAAGAGCUGGGUGGAAUUAGCACCGAAAAAACCUAGUAAAUUGGUUCUUUCCAGCCCAGCAGGAAAUAAGUUCACUUGUAGUCACGACAGGCACCGCAGUCACUGUGCUGCAACUGUAUUAAGUUAAUGCUAUUAUGUUAUUGAGUUUUUGUUAAACACAAUGUCUCUGUGUCAUUCCAGAAAUAUUUGAUAUUAUUUAUUGCUAUUAAUAUUUUAUUUGCAAAGUUCGACUAUACAAUGUAGUAAGAUUGUAUUAUUAUGUUUUUAAUAAUUAAUAAAUUAAGUUUUGGAAACUAUUAA